This is a messenger RNA of Manduca sexta (tobacco hornworm), 4553 nucleotides long. RefSeq names its product mitoguardin (gene Miga). The transcript has 10 exons. Bases 292 to 1902 code for a protein of 536 amino acids. Gene Ontology annotation, biological process: mitochondrial fusion. NCBI's taxonomy places the organism in Eukaryota, Metazoa, Arthropoda, Insecta, Lepidoptera, Sphingidae. The record is from RefSeq and is a predicted model, not a curated record.
AGGAGCCAAGGAAUUAGGACUUGAGCGCGAAUAUUCAAGUUUUACUGUACUUAGUGGAAAUUAUAUUCUUAUUAGAUACCAACAUCGACAAUGAAUAAACUAUGUUUUGUUGCUUAACAUAUUAUUGUUUUCUGUGAGCAAGAUUAUCUAAAGCAAUGUUAAUUAUAUACUUAAAGUUUCAGUGUUUUUAUUUGCCCAAGUUUUGACAGAUAACCUAGAAAGACCCAGUAUCAAAGUAAAAACAUUGAGUAAUAAAAACAUUGGGUGUUUAUUUAUUAUUAACUGUGAGAUAUGCAGCUACUUAUUCAGGCCAGCCCUUUAAUAGAUAAGCUGAAACACUGGCAUCGAGCUAUAUCUUUCAAUGAAAUUAAAUUAACGACAUCACAAAAGGUUGUGUUAUGGAGUAUAGGUGUUGUUGGAACAAGUGCGGUAGUGGUGGGUGUGCUUUCGAGGUAUCUCGCGAGGAAACGGGCAAAACCUAUCAUUAACCCAAGAAUCCAAAGGGCAAUAAACAAAAGAAUAUCCCGAAUGCGGAGUCCCAAUGGUGGAAUGGGCUCGGUGGCCAGCAGUGGUGGACGUAGCAGUCCACUGGGAUUCAGUGAGCGACUCUCACUUGCAUCUGGUUCUAUUGGAUCGGGUGCAGGAGAUGCAGCUCCUUUGUCACCACAACAACUCGGAGUUAUGGGCAUGGAGGCUCUGGAAACUAGUAUAAACUACUGGGAGGACGCACUCGCCGCGUUCUCUCUGGGAGCGCGCGGGGGUGUGACGGGCACGCUCGCACUCACGUCGCCCGAGGAGGCCGAGUUCUGCCGGGAGAUACAGGAGUUGCUGCAGAACGCCUAUAUGUUACAAGAGCGUUGCGAGUUAUUAUUCCUGGACCAGCGGUCGGUGCUGUUCCGGUCGGAGAGCGGCGGCGCGACGGCGGGUGACGCGGCGUCGGCGGGAGGUAUAGGGGGAGCAGGCGGGGUGGCGGGAGGGCGCCGCUCCCGACUCCUCUCCACGCACACAACCUCCUCGCACACCAAGCGCGAGCAUCACUCCAGUGCUGAAUCCUUUGCUUCCGCUGAGGACCAGGUCGCUGAUUUACGCGAAUUCGAUGAUUUGUCGGAGGCGUUACCUGAACUAGAAAAUUUGGAAUUAUAUCAAGCGGCUGUAAAACAAUUCGAAAAUGGAAUACCUUACAGAACAUUACGCACCGACGUGGUGCAGUGCAGCUCGGACUCGGAGUUCCUGUGCAAGCUGUACUGCCUGCGGCUCGCGUUCCAGCAGGUGUUUAAGGACGCGGCGGUGUGGGCGUGGUUCGUGGACGCUGGAAGACAAGUCCUCACCGAUCUGUUGCUGUUCGCUGAUAAGGAACCGAAAGAGUUUCUAGUGGCGUAUGAAGAAAUGGUUUCAUGGGCGACAGACGGGACUAACUGGUCCACUAUUGAGAGCGAGUUAACAAGCAAGGGUGUUAAGGCGCUAACAUUUUACGACGUGGUGCUAGACUACAUUCUUCUGGACGCAUUCGAAGACCUCGCGUCGCCGCCGUCGUCGGUGCUGGCGGUCGUACGCAACCGAUGGCUCUCCGAUGGUUUUAAAGAAAGUGCAUUAACAACAGCAGUGUGGUCCGUUAUAAAGGCCAAAAGACGUUAUCUACAAUACCCAGACGGCUUUAUGGCGCAUUUCUACUCGAUAUCGGAACACUUACUGCCAGUGCUCGUGUGGGGCUUCCUCGGGCCGCAGGAGCGACUGCGCGACGUCUGCGAGAGCUUCCAAGCAGAAAUAGUUGGGUUUAUUACGGACUUGUUCAGUUUCGAAAAAUGUAGGUACACUACGGUCGAAGAUUUGUCGGCAGAUAUAAUGCAACACGCGCGGUUGCGGUCCGCCAACAUCACAGACAAACUGUCGGAGAGGAACUAACACAAUCAACCCACUGUAUUGUGCUUUCACGUAAGCAAUAUUGUACAACAUGCAUUUACCCUUCGUAUUCAAGCAAUAGAAAAUGUUAAAUCAAUUUAAUCAAAAACAAUUAACGAAUAGCUGUUAGUUGCUGUAGAUAUGUUGACUCCAAUUUUUAGUACGCUAAUGAAUCGUUCAGUAAUCAUAAACUUAACCAAUAUUUUCUAUAGCUUUAAAAUAAUAUUAAUAGGCAAAGCAAAGUCGACGGUAGGUAAAUUUACGGGUGAAGGGGAAUACGGGUUACUCAUAAAAAUCGUGAAAAACAAUUACUAAUUAUGGCCUUAUUCUUACGUGUUACAUUAGUUUAUGCUUGCAAUCUUAUAAUUAAUAACCCCUUUUUUACCGGACUACUUUUAUAAAUAAUAUAAGGAAAACUGUUACUGGGCAACUCAUAACCAUGCUAUUUUCGGCCUGUAGUCGGUCUAGUUACUAAUUAACGUUAUUAUUAUUUUUAAGAGGCGUGACGAGACUGUCAACGAUGGCAAUAUGAUGUAACGGGGACGAAAUGUUGAAGUCUACAUGCUUGUUAUUUUAGUGCACUUAAACAGCAGUGAGUUGAGGUCUGGGGCUCGUGGGGGCACGGUUUGCAUAAAAUAGAACGUAAAACAGGGCGAAUGGGAUAAAAUGGAAGUAAAUUUCUAUCUAAAACAAGUGUCGCUCACAAAGCCGCACCAUCACCAACAGGUCUCAAAAUAGGGCUUCAUAGCGUCACUUGUCUGACGCCAGCGCCAUCUAUAAAAACUCAAUUAAUAAUUCCAUUAUUUCCCAGCAGAUAACUGGGAUAAAAGUAGCCUAUGUCCAGGGUAUGGUCUACCCGUGUUCCAAGUCAUCCAAAUCCGGUCAGCUAUUUCUGUGUACUAAUACUAACCAAUAUCCAAACAUUUUCAAUAACUUUCGCAUUUAUAAUAUUAGUAAGAGUAAGAAGUAAGAUAAGAUUGUCCAGAUUGAGCAAAUAAUUGUAAUCGCUAUACACUAUACAGUGUACGCAGCUAUCUUAACAACACUUGGUCGCCUUUAUUUGGUUAGCUUAAAUUUGAUUUAUUUCAGCUCCGUCUCGCCCCGUUUUCUCGAUGAUAUAAUUCCAGGCAUUUAAUAUAUACAUGAAUGCAAUUAAUGGCUUAGAUAAGGCUUAUUGCUAACAUUAUAUUAUGUUUUACCCAACAUCAAAAAUGAAAGUAGCCGAGGGCAUCAUGUCACUUAGCCUUACAUGAUAUAAGGAACAUCGUAUUCUUAUUUUCAUUUCGUCAGGACUUUUCUCUUUAAUACAACAUGAAAUAUUUGUCUACAUUAUUUUAUAAGUAAGAAACAUUAAAUCUUAGAAAUGUAAAUCAACCAACUGUAUCAUUUGUCAAGUUAGUAGUCUUUAAUGAGUGCCAUCUGUCCAUUCUAACGCAUGAUGACUAAAAGGCAAAUAUAAAUAAUAAAUUUAAAAUACUUAGGACAAUCCGUGAGACGCCUAAUAAGAAAUUUAAUACAAAAAGGAUUAUAACUUUAGUCAUUAUGCGUUGUAAUUUCUAAGGCGCAUAUUCACAAAUGUUAGCUUAGUAUGAAACAAUGCUGCCAUGAUAAGUCUGUUUCUCAGUGCUUCCGGGAUGACAGUAUAAACAGGCAUAUGGGCCGUGCGAUUGGUUAAUAUUAGGACACAGCUUUACUUCAAUAUGCUGUCUGAUAGUCAACGAAAAACAAUAAUUGUCCACACUAUACGUUCGGGUGCAUUGCUUCAUAGUUUUGUUUGUGAAUAUGCGUGUUAGACUUGUACUGUUGCGAUCUAGCUGUAUGGAGUAGGCUAUUAUAUAAUCUUGAGCUAAAUUAUAUUUUAUUAGAGAAUUGUGUAAAAGUAACAUUCCUGAUGACGACGUCGACUUCUAUUGUUGAUAUCAUUUUUCAUAGAAUUGCAAAUAACAUGUACAGUUUAAUUUAUAUAAUUUAGUUGUAAGCUUAAGUGAUUGAUUCUUAUAACUGCCAUCUUUUAAAUAUUUUAAGUAUUUGGACCUUUUUCACCUUUCUUCUUUACGAUAGUAAUAAAAAAAAGGUGUUAGGACGCGAAAGAACUCCGUAAUAUCCCACCAUGAGAUACUAUCGUCCAAUAGCAAUGAAACUAUUGUUAACUGGUUCGGUGAAAAUCCAUUUUUGAACGUUUCUGCUACAUUAUAAUCCAAUCUUCCGUAUGCCAACUCCAUUGUAAUAGCUUCUCUGCCCAUCCGCUAAGAAACUAAUAUUUGCCAAACUAGUCUAAUUAGCUUUGUUGUGCCUAAAUCAUAAAAGAGCAUAACUUUUGUUGUUUAUUUAAAUAGAUUAACUACCGUUGUUUCCAAGUGUUUUGACAAAAUAUUGAUAGUGUAUUUCCAUCUGCCAAUUCGAUCACAUUUUACAGUAAUAAAAUAGGUAUUGGAAUAAUGCACAUUCCAUGGCAAACAUUUGAAUAUUUGCAAUAAUUAUUUUUACAAAAUAGAGAAGUUGUAAGCCAUGUACAUCUUUUAUUUAUAUAAAUAAUAUCAUGGAAUAUUUUGCAUUGUUUAAUACGGAAUGAGCCAUAGUUGAGUUGUAAAUGUAAUCAACUGUACAGCCUCCAAUGUAUUUAAUUUUGUAUAUAAUAAAUUCUUUAGAAAAAA